UUCUAAAUUAUGCAGUCGCCCAAACUAAUCAUCUCUCAACUUAACCCUGGCGCAUGACCUAAAAACUGUAUUAGACAAAUCGCCCCCCAACUGUUCGACACAAUGUCUCGGCCAGAAAAAACCCCCAAACUCAACGAAACAACAGAGUCGAUUGAGCAAAGAAACUGGUUGGAUCUUCCUGAUGAUGUUACAUCAAACAUACUCAAAAGGGUAGGCGUCGUUGAGAUUCUUGAGAGUGCCCAGAAGGUCUGCACUGCGUGGCGUAGAAUUUGCAAAGACCCUGCUAUGUGGAGAGUCAUUGACAUGGAAAAUCUUGGAGAUUCGGCUACUACGCAUCCCCAACUUGAGAAGUUGUGUAUGCAGGCUAUUCAUCGGAGCCGAGGCCAGCUUGUCGAUAUUAAUGUCGAAUAUUUUCCUACUAAUCAGUUGAUUGAAUUUCUUGCUCAUGGUGAAAGAUCAAGUCAGCUCAGGCGUCUUCAAGUUUCACAUUGCUAUGGUUCAUUAAACAAAUCAUGGAGCGACUUCUUAAAAAAGGCUCCCUUAUUGGAGGAACUUGCACUUACCUUCACUACUAUUUCGGAAGAGGCUGUUGCAGAUGCUAGUCGAUACUGUCCCAUGCUCAAGUCAUUCAUAUAUAACAAUUAUGGUUGGAAGUAUAGCAAUUCUGCAGAUGAUUUUGUUAUAGCUUUUGCAAAAGGCAUGCCUCAAUUACUCCACCUACAACUCACUGGCAGUACAAUGACAAAUAAGGGUUUACAGGCUGUUCUGGAGGGAUGUCCUAACCUCGAGUCCCUUGAUCUACGUGGAUGCUUCAGCAUAAAUCUUGGUGAGAGUUGUGGAAAGCUAUGUAAGGAACGAAUCAAGAACUUGAGGCUCCCCGGUGACUCUAUGGAAGGCCAUAAAGUUGCACCCUACACUAGUGAUAGUGAAGAUGAAGAUGAAUAUGUUUGGGAUGAUUAUGAUGGGAUUUCUGAUGGCGAAGUGGAUUUUAGUGGCGUGGUGGCGGAAUAUUACUCUCUCCUUUAGAAAAAUGCUUAAAUCGUGUUAUUUGCAACUGUAUGUGCAGAUAACUAGCCCUUUAACUUUGCUUAGAUUCUCCUUUUAAAACCCAUGGUUAUUGACACUGUUUUCUUGUGUGAAAUAUGAAUCCCUUUUAUUUUAA
This is a messenger RNA of Daucus carota subsp. sativus, 1162 nucleotides long. RefSeq names its product putative F-box/LRR-repeat protein 23. The record is from RefSeq and is a predicted model, not a curated record. NCBI's taxonomy places the organism in Eukaryota, Viridiplantae, Streptophyta, Magnoliopsida, Apiales, Apiaceae. The transcript has 2 exons. The coding region runs from base 103 to 1026 and encodes 307 amino acids. Gene Ontology annotation, molecular function: protein binding.